GCCACUGGAACCCUUACCAGAAUGUUACAUGUUUAAAACACAUAAGAUUCAAAGGAGUCCAAUUAUAUUAAAAUAUAGUUUUAAAAAGUUUUUUAAUGUUUAUAAACACCAGGUUAACAAAUCCUGAUAUGGAUGGACUAAAGUAUUUGAAGAUUUUUAAAUUCCUUGCACAACAGAAUAUAAAUGGCAGAUUUGGUCCAUACUACUUGGACUUUGAGCAUUUCCCAUUAAUAACAUUUGAAUGCUAGCUUUACAUUUAUAUAGCUCUAUGAUUUAUGAAGCACUUUACUUAUAUUAUCUCAUCUCAUGCCCACAACAAUAUGAGAGAAGUGCUAUUAUUAUCCACAUUUUAUAAACAAGGAAACUGAGGCAGAAACAAUUUGAAUGACUUGACCAGUGGCAUAUCACAGAAUUUAAGCUCAGGUUUUUCUGACCCCAGGCUCAAUCUUCUCUCCACUAUAUCACUGCUUUUAAAGUUAGCAAAGCAUUUUCCAUAUGGUAUUUCAUUUUUACCUCCUCACAACCUUAAGAAGUAGGCAUUAACCUCAUUUUACAGAGAAUAAUCAGGUUCAUAGAGUUUUAAAGUGAGUAGAUUUGCCCAUAACACAGCUAGUGAGGAUCAGAGGUGGGAUUCAAAUCUAGAAAUUCCUGUUGCCCAAUCUGAUUCCUACCCACUGCACCAGGUUAGGUCACAAACAGAAUUCUUCCAACUGGUUAGACUUCAUGAUAUAUACUAAGGGCAAUAAGUUUGGGAAGACAGUUGGUAUAUAUGAAUUAAUAAGUUUUGUUUGUUAACUAAACAAACCCUUCAUUGCCCUCUUACUUUGGUUUCUAGGCAAGAAUUUUGGAUUAUAUACAUUCCUGAAAAACAGAAUUCUUUGUUAUACAAAAAGAAAAAUCUCUGGGGGGACGUGUGGCCUGAGAUAUUAGAAAGUGUGCUCUCCCAGUCUUCAUUGCUAUACAGGGGAAAUGAUGGACUUGACUCAGACUGGUAGAUAUUAAGAAACUUCUCUACCCAGACUGGGUCUGAGGUCUAGAAUUUGGGGUAGAAGACAUCUAUCCUCUUUUGUAGCAGGAAUAUUCAUUUAGGAGUUAGGAUUGUUGCUUUAUCCUGCUCUGAGAAGUUGUUUGUUAUUUACCUACCAUAUGUUGAUUUUGAUUCGACUUUAUCAAUCAAUUACUCAAGAUGUGUUAAUUUUGCACCCAUUAUAUAUGGUAAGUGCUUAUCAUCAUUAGUGACCAAUAUUGUAAUCAAUGAUAAUAUCUUAAUUAUUUAUUAAAUAGCUCUAGACAGUAGCCAUUAGCUAAUCAAUUAUGAUGGCCCUACUGAUUGGGAAAUAUAUUUAUCUUCCUUGCUCUAAGAAGGGGCAAAUCUAUAAUUGUCGUGUAGUCAUGUCUGACUUCAUGGCCCAUUUGGGGUUUCCUUGGCAAAGAUCCUAGAGUGGUUCGCCAUUUCCUAACUCCAGACCCAACAGUCUAUCCACCACACCACCGAGCUGCUCCCAAAUCUGUAACAGAAUGCUCCAAAUAGAUUGGGAAGAUAGUUGGUAUCUAUGUAUUAAUAUGAUUUGUUUGUUAACUGAACAAACCUCCUUCAUUGCCUGCCCCCUUUCCAUGUGUGUCCCUCAAAAAAAUAAUUGCUAGGAGGCAGCUAGGUAAGCCAGUGGAUAAAGGAAUUCCUGGUUUCAAAUCUGGCCUCAGCCAACUCCUAGCUGUGUGGCCCUGGGCAAGUCACUUGCUGUUCUGCCUUGGAACCAUUACUUAGAAUCAAUUCUUAGGUAGAAGGUAGUUUUGCUUCCACUCCCAUGGAAGUUCAGAGAAUAUUUCGAUAGCUUGGGGGUGGUGGGGAUUAAUAUAAUCCUGAUGACUUGAAACUUUUGAGAGCAAGGUUAUUGAUUGACAGACAUUUCUAUAGCCCUUUAAAAACAUUCUCCAAGCCCUCGAAUGAAUAUCAGUUUGCCACAUGAACCCCCCAAUCCUAUUUUUGAGAUUGGUAGCUGUUUAAUAAAAGGCAGUGGAAGUGGGAGAUGAUGAAGUACUCUUAAGAGGAAAACAGCAUCCCUGCCUGCCUCAAGGUUGCUGAGUUAUGUAAGUUGUUUACUGCACUAGUGAUGAAAAGUUCAUUUGCUUCUCUUGCUGGAAACUAUGGACCCCAAAUGUUCAUCGAGAUGGAUAUCGUCCGACUUUUCUUACAGAUGACAGAUGUUUCCAAAGGGAGCUAAGCUAUCUUGUGUACAUCUAGGGUUAAAUGGCACAGGCUUUAGAGUAAUCUAAUUUAACUGAAUAGUUGUUGAAUGCUGUUUUCGCUUUGUUAAUGAAAAUGAGUUGCAGGUGAUAGAAAACCUCCCUAACAAACAGGUUCAUUAAUGAUUAAUCACAUUUCCAAGUCAUUUUCUCGACAGGACAGUCCUUCAGAAAUAAAGUUUCAGGAACCUCUCCAUUCCCCAGGCCACGCCACCUCCAAAAUAGAAUAUUUACUCUUGAAGCUCAUUUGACCAAAUCUUGAAACAUCUUAUUCUUACUCUUAGACUGUGUUGUUUGUAUUAAUUUAUGUGGGGCAUAAUUACUGUCAGAUCUCUUGUGACAAAGAUGGUGUUGCAUACUUUAUUCAUUAGCAUAUUUGUUUCAUUCGCCACUGGUUGGAAUGCUAACAAGACACUUAAAUUAUUAACUCUUGAGAUGACAGAUGUGUAUGUGCAUGAGGGUGCUUCAUUACCCAUAUUUGAGGUGGUUUGUAAUUUGAGAAAGACUAAAUUUCUUGGAUUUGAUACGGGGCCUUCAGAGAGGGAGAAGAAAUUCAUAGAUUUUUUUUUUUAAAGCAUACCAGUAACAACAGAGGGGGAGAGAGAGAGAGACCUGGUGUGAUCCAUUUCCUUCUAAAAUGCUGGAAGUUUUAACAUUUUUCUUUUAAAUGUCAACUCACAUUUCUCUCAGUUUAGUUAUUUUUGAAAUAAGUCCGGGCAUGGCAAAUCCCAGGUGCCUAAUCCUUGAAAUCAUCAACUCUUAAAGAUGUAAGACUUUUAGUCAACUGUUUCUCAGGUGGCAUGAAUAUGAAAUCCCUGCAGGUGGGUUAAUAAACAUUUAUUAAGUCCCUACUGUAUGCCAGCUAGUAUACCAAGCACUGGGUAUACAAAGAAAGGUAAAAGACCAUAGUGUAAUGGAAGCAGAACAUUCCAGCAUCUAUGCACAGGAUAAAUUUUGAGUAAUCAACAGAAGGAAAGCACUGCAAUUAAGAGGCAUCAGGAAAGUCUUCUUCUGGAAGGCAGAACUGUGGCUGGAACUCAGAGGAAGUCGGGGGCAGAGAUGAGGAGAGAAAGAGAACAUUUUGUACCUGAGGAUAUGCUCAGUUAGGAGAUGUAUUGACUUAUUUGAGGGAACAGCAAGGAAGCUAAGGACGCUGGAAGGAUGUCAUAGUCCAUGAAGGGGAAUCCAGUGUAAGAAGUGUAGAAAUAUGGAAGUAGCUACUCACAGCUGGGAAAUAAAUAUCUGUGGAUGGGAUUUGAACCCAGUUCUUUCUUGAUUCCAAGGUUAAUGUCUUAUCCACUCAUCUACACCAAGGGAAACCACCUCACAAAGCAGCUCCUUCCAUAUGGGGCCAAUUGAUUCUCAUUAAACUCUUCCUUAUAUUUAAGACUUUAGCUACUUCCUUUCCACUCAUUGGUGCUAACCCGAGUAACAGCAAUUCUAGGCCAAAAAGAUGAACACAAAUUAUUAUUUUAAAGCAGUGUGACCCAGCCUGGCUUCUGGGGACUUGGGGAGGUAUGAUGAGGUGGUGUUCUUUAUUAGAGAAGAUCUGUCCACUGUGUUUGAACCAGGAAAGUUUAUCACUCACUCCCAAGAUGUUAUAUUUCUAUCACACUGAUAAUCCAUGCCUAUUCCCCUAGACACCCUCAACCUUGAUUUUGGUACGGAUAAGUCUAGGUAGUUCCAUAAUAAGCAAAGGUCUCAGCCACGCUGAUGGUAUUUAGGUCAUUAGAGAAUUCACAUGGCAAGAGACCUUUAGAGGUCAUUGAGCCCAGCCCUCAUUUUACAGAAAAGAAAACAGAACCAGAGAGGAGACUUGGCAAGCAUCCCAGAUGGAGAUCACGGAAUGUGGAGAGUCGGAAAGGUACCUUAAGUGGCCAUCUACUCUAACUCAGUCCUCUUGAAGAAUGCCCACUGUGUCUUCAGCUAAAGGUCAUCUAGCCUCAACUUGAAGACCUCCAGGGAUGAAAAACCCACUGUUGACCUCCAGAGGCAAUCCGUUCCACCAGUGGAUAAAUGUUGUCCUUAGGAAGUUUAUCCUCUGUAACUUCCACCCACCCUUUCUCAUUCUCUCCUUAGGGACCAAGCAGGUCAAGAUCGUCUAAUCUCUCUUCCGCAUGGCAGCCCUUGAAGACAGCUAUCAUGGCUCCCCUGAGUCUUCUUUUCUCCAAGCUAAACACCCCCAGUUCCUUUAACUAAUCCUCAUGAGACAUGAACUUGAGUUAUUAGCAGGAUCAGGAUUUGGAACGUGUCCCUCUGACUGUCCACUGUGCCAUAUUGCCUUCAGAAGUAGUACAUUGUGAGCCUUGGAGCAAAGAGAUGCAGGAAUAGUUUUUCCAGCCUUAUUCCUUCUUUCCUCCCAGAAGACUUUAUAGCUCUGUUGAAACAGGGCUCAAAAACUGUGUGUGUGUGUGUGUGUGUGUGUGCGCGCGCGCGCGCGUGCACGUGAGUGUGCUUCCUGAUUUGUGCUGGAUUGUCAAUUGCCAAGAUUCGGGGAACAUCAAGCCAUCGAUUCAACCUGUCGCCUUUUGCAAAUAUUUGCCCAAAGAAAUUAGUGUAACAACAAAGUUGCAAAAUGGGAGAGAGAUCAGCUUGACUUUAAAAUUAGUUUCAAAGUUACUGUUGCCUGCAAAGAGGCUAGUAAGAAAACAAAAAUUUUGAAAAAGAGUUUCUGCCUAUGUUAUUCUCGGGUUCAAAGUGUACUUUCAAUGACCUAAAUACUGUCACCAUUUCUGAGAAGUUUGGUUCUUGUAAAGGUGCCUGGCUCAUUUGUAUUAAAAAAGAAAAAAAGUUGCAAGUGUAUCAUGGGUAGUUGUUAAGUCUGUUGUCCUGAUUUUUUCAUUCCUCUUUCCGAUAAUGUGGCUUUACGUUUUAAAAAAAUCUAGGCACGUGUAAAGUCCAUAUAGUCAUCAAAGUGUGUGAAAUUUUUGUAUGAUGUAACUGAAACCCAGAUGCAAAUCCUAAUGAGCGAGACCUGAGUCUUCUAAAGCAACCACACCUGUUUAGUAAACCAGAAGAGUUUCAACGUCUACACCAAAAGCCAAACGUAGAGUCCUGACUUGAGUGCACAGGGAGUUUUCAUAAUGGAAUGUUCACCCUUGCAGAAGUUGCCUCUCUCAAUGACAUUCAGCCUACUUACCGUAUCCUGAAACCAUGGUGGGAUGUAUUUAUGGAUUAUCUGGCUGUCGUUAUGUUGAUGGUCGCCAUCUUUGCGGGAACUAUGCAGCUUACCAAAGAUCAAGUGGUCUGCCUGCCAGUGUUGCCAUCCUCCGUCAAUUCAAAAGCACACCUCGCAUCUGGAAGUGCUGACGUGACCACUGAUGUUCCGAAGUUUGAGGUCACCACGGACCAAGGCCAAGGCCGCUGGAUGACCAAAGGCGCGUCCUUUGAUGAGGCAUCUACCUUAACGCCCGGCCUGCCCCUCAGCAGGGCUAGCUCCCCUCCCACAGAUUCCCCGGUCCCUAAUCAAGAGAUGAGGAAGGAGAUCAAAGAUCCUACGGGUCGGAAAACGAACUUGGAUUUCCAGCAAUACGUAUUUAUUAAUCAGAUGUGUUACCAUCUUGCUCUUCCGUGGUAUUCCAAGUAUUUUCCCUACCUUGCUCUAAUUCACACUAUCAUCCUCAUGGUCAGCAGCAACUUUUGGUUCAAAUACCCCAAAACGUGCUCGAAAGUGGAACAUUUUGUUUCUAUAUUAGGAAAAUGCUUCGAAUCUCCUUGGACUACAAAAGCGCUGUCCGAAACGGCGUGCGAAGACUCGGAGGAGAACAAGCAGAGGAUCACCGGAGCCCAGUCUCUCCCGAAGCACGUGUCCACCAGCAGCGACGAGGGCAGCCCCAGCGCCAGCACCCCCAUGAUCAACAAAACGGGCUUCAAGUUUUCGGCCGAGAAGCCCGUGAUCGAGGUCCCCAGUAUGACCAUCCUGGACAAAAAAGAUGGCGAGCAAGCCAAGGCCCUGUUUGAGAAGGUGAGGAAGUUCCGUGCUCACGUGGAAGACAGUGACUUGAUUUACAAGCUCUACGUCGUCCAGACCGUCAUCAAGACGGCCAAGUUCAUUUUCAUCCUCUGUUACACCGCCAACUUUGUCAAUGCCAUCAGCUUCGAGCACACGUGCAAGCCCAAAGUGGAGCACCUGACCGGCUACGAGGAGUUCGAGUGCACCCACAACAUGGCUUACAUGUUGAAGAAGCUCCUCAUCAGUUACAUCUCCAUCAUCUGCGUCUACGGCUUCAUUUGUCUCUACACGCUCUUCUGGUUGUUCCGCAUCCCUCUGAAGGAGUAUUCCUUCGAGAAGGUGCGGGAGGAGAGCAGUUUCAGCGACAUCCCCGACGUCAAGAACGACUUUGCGUUUCUCCUGCACAUGGUGGACCAGUACGACCAACUGUACUCCAAGCGCUUCGGCGUCUUCUUGUCCGAAGUCAGCGAGAACAAGCUGAGGGAGAUCAGCUUAAACCACGAGUGGACCUUUGAGAAACUGCGGCAGCACGUGUCCCGCAACGCCCAAGACAAGCAAGAACUGCACCUGUUCAUGCUCUCGGGGGUCCCUGACGCUGUGUUCGACCUCACGGACCUCGACGUGCUCAAGCUGGAGCUCAUCCCCGAAGCCAAGAUCCCCGCCAAGAUCUCCCAGAUGACCAAUCUGCAGGAGCUCCAUCUCUGCCACUGCCCCGCCAAGGUGGAGCAGACGGCGUUCAGCUUCCUCCGAGAUCACUUGAGAUGCCUUCAUGUCAAAUUCACCGACGUGGCCGAGAUCCCCGCCUGGGUGUACUUGCUCAAGAACCUCCGCGAGCUCUACUUGGUGGGCAACUUAAACUCCGAGAACAACAAGAUGAUCGGCCUGGAGUCUCUGCGCGAGCUGAGGCACCUCAAGAUCCUGCACGUGAAAAGCAACUUGACCAAAGUCCCAUCCAACAUCACAGAUGUGGCCCCGCAUCUCACCAAGCUCGUCAUCCACAACGACGGCACCAAGCUCGUGGUACUCAACAGCCUUAAGAAGAUGAUGAAUGUAGCCGAGCUGGAGCUCCAGAACUGCGAGCUGGAGAGGAUCCCUCACGCCAUUUUCAGCCUCUCCAACUUGCAGGAGCUGGACCUGAAGUCCAAUAACAUACGCACAAUCGAGGAAAUCAUCAGUUUCCAGCAUUUGAAAAGACUGACUUGCUUGAAAUUGUGGCAUAACAAAAUCGUGAACAUUCCCCCUUCCAUUACCCACGUCAAGAAUCUGGAGUCCCUUUAUUUCUCCAACAACAAGCUCGAGUCCUUGCCCGCGGCAGUGUUUAGUUUACAGAAACUCCGAUGCUUAGACGUAAGCUACAACAACAUUUCGGUGAUCCCCCUAGAAAUAGGGUCCCUCCAGAACCUGCAGCAUUUGCAUCUGACCGGGAACAAAGUGGACCUUCUGCCCAAACAGUUGUUUAAAUGCGUUAAAUUGAGGACUUUGAGUCUGGGGCAAAACUGUAUCACCUCGAUCCCAGAAAAAAUCGGUCAGUUAUCACAGCUCACUCAGUUGGAACUGAAGGGAAACUGCUUAGACCGCCUGCCAGCCCAACUGGGGCAGUGUCGACUACUCAAGAAGAGCGGACUGGUGGUGGAAGACCACCUCUUUGACACUCUGCCGACGGAGGUCAAAGAAGCCUUGAACCAAGACACAAACGCCCCCUUCGCAAACGGGAUCUAAACGGAGAGCGCACGUUCCCACGCCAGUGGCUGGGAAAGACUUCCUAGAUUGCAAAUGCUGGGGUACAAGUUAUUGCAAGAUGAUGAUGCAUUAGGAGGAGAGACAUCUUUAAAGGAGAGAGAAUGAGAGAGUGAGAGAGUGAGAAUGAGUAGAAGUCUGAUAGGAGAUCCAACCGAGUGUUCAGUGUUCGUAGUGUUUUAAGACAACAUUUCCAAAUCUUUUUUUUCCUUUUUCUUUCCUUUCUUUCUUUUUUUUUUGUGGGAAGGGAAAGACGAAUUAUAAUCACUAAUCUCAAUUUCUUUUUAAAUUGUAACUUGGAUGCUGCCGCUGUUGAAUGUUUACAAAUUGCUUGCCUGCUAAAGUAAAUGAUUAAAUCCACAUUUUCUUACUCUAUAACUCUUUCCUUAGGUGUCUGUAUUUAUUUGGGAGCUGAUGGAUAGACCCAUAGUUGAAUUAAAUAAAGCCCCUAAAAGCCUA
This is a messenger RNA of Monodelphis domestica (gray short-tailed opossum), 8392 nucleotides long. RefSeq names its product leucine rich repeat containing 8 VRAC subunit D (gene LRRC8D). Lineage: Eukaryota; Metazoa; Chordata; Mammalia; Didelphimorphia; Didelphidae. Gene Ontology annotation, molecular function: protein binding. The record is from RefSeq and is a predicted model, not a curated record. Gene Ontology annotation, cellular component: cytoplasm.